AUGAGAUUAAGAGAGAGAUGGAUGUAUGAAAUUUUUACCUUUUUCUUAAAUGAAACUAUGGUGCAUAAAAAGCUUCUGAUUGUGUUUCUUCUAAUAGUAAAAAAAUAAAUUUGAAGCUGGAAUUUUUUGGAACCAUUAUGACAUAUUUCAACUAUUAAAAUGAUUUCGAGUAGUAAAGAUGACAAAUGAAUUUUAAUCGUUAUUGAAUACAGUAUAUAGAGGAUUAAUUAGAUUAAUAUAUUUUUAAGCUUUUGAAUUGUUAAAAUGAAAAGAGUCAAUAAAGAAGGAUCUUAAUA
This is a messenger RNA of Paramecium sonneborni, 296 nucleotides long. NCBI's taxonomy places the organism in Eukaryota, Ciliophora, Oligohymenophorea, Peniculida, Parameciidae. The record is from the annotation of a GenBank genome assembly.